AUGGAGAAAGAGUUAGUUGUAGAAUCUUAUAUUGGUUUUAAUGGAAACAUAUCUAAUAAUUUAAUUUUAAUUAGACAAGAAAAAAAAAUAGAUCAGAAAAGUUAUAAAGAAAAGUUAAGAUGCAUAGAAGAAGAAGAGUUUUUAGAAAAUGAGAAAAAAAAAAAAUUGAAAACAGUUUAUAAUUUAAAAAAUAUUGAUAUAAAUCAUAAUUAUUAUGAGUUAAAAAAAGAAGAGCUAAGAUACGAUUUUUUUAUGAUUUAUGCAAUUGGUACUAAUAUUAUAAAAGAAGAUAUUUUGAGUAACAAUAGAACUAUAUUUAAAAGUGAUGAAAACAAAAUAAAUAAAUUAUAUGUUGAUAAGAGUAAUAAAUAUAUUUGCUGUUGCAAAGAGAGUAAACUAAUAUCUAAUAUUUAUAUUUUUGAUUUUGAAAACAAAAUUAAACCAAUUAUUUUAUCCUUACAUAAAUUUAGAACGAUAGAUAUUUCAAUAAGUAGAGAUGGAAAGUAUUUGCUAUCAUCCGGUGGAGAUGAUGAUAAAUAUUUAAUUUUAACUGAAAUAGAAAAUCAAAAAUUUAUUUAUAAGUCUCUAUCAGAGUAUCCUUAUACUAACAUUUCAUUUUUUCAUAAAUCAAAUAAUUUUAUCAUAGCGAAAUUAAACAGUAUCAAGAUAUGCCAUUAUGAUUUCUCUAAAAAGUUAAUGAGCGAAGAAGAAGUAAAUACAUCUAUUUAUAAAAGACAAUUUAUAUGCUUAGAAUUAAAAGAAAAUGAUGAAUAUGCUUAUUUAGGCACAACUACAGGUGAUGUACUAAUAGUAAAUAUAAAAUCAAAGGUAUUAGAAAAAAUUAUUCCUGAAAAUUAUCUAUUUAGUAAUGGGAUAAAUGUAAUAAAAAUUUUAGAUGACAAAACAAUUUUAACAGGUAGUGGAGAUGGCCACAUUAGUUUAAUAGAUAUAGAAGAAAAAAAGAUUGUGAAAAAGACAAAGUUAUACGGAAAUAUUAAUUCAAUAGAAAUGAGGAAUAAAUCAACUUUAUUUAUUAGUAUUUAUGAAAAUAUUAUAUAUGUAAUGGACAUUCUUAAUAAUAAUUAUUAUGUUUUAUUAUUAAUUCAUAAUAAUUAUAUUAAUGAUUUUUGUUUCCCUUUUAACUAUAACUAUAUUAUGUAUACAUGUAGUUAUAAUAAUGUAACGGCAUGGCAAUUUUAUGAUAAAAAAGUUAUCUAUUCAAAAAAUAUAGAUAAAGGAAAAUUCAUUUAUUAUGAUAAAAAGUUUUUAAAUAUACCUACAGAAAAAAGAAAAAAAUUAUGCAAAAUAAAUAAGCUAACAAAUGAAAGAAUUAGUAAUUCAAUUGAAAAUAAAAAAAAUAAUGUAGAAAAGUAUGAGAAGAUAAAUAAAAAUUUAAUUUGUCAUUGUAUAAAAAUAACAAAAGAUGGUAAAUAUGUUGCCUUAUCUAUACAUAAUAAUAUCUAUUUAUUAACACCAAAAUAUAUGAAAAUAAUUUGUGUAAUUUUAAACUCUCAUUACGAUUUCUGUAAUAUUUUAUGUUUUUAUAAUGACUAUGAUUUAAUAACUGCUGGAAACAAUGGAGAUGUCAAAUUUUGGAAAUUUGAAAAUAAAAAGUACAUUAAUAUUAAUUUAUGUAGUUGUAGUGAAGAUGGUUUGAUAACAAUUUAUAAUAUUGAAGCAAAUAUAUUAGUUAAAAAAGUUCUUGACAUUAAUAAUACAAAAUAUAAGCAAAUUUCUUUAAAUAAAAAAUAUGAUAUUUUACUAUGUUGUGGAAAUAAUAAUAUAUAUAUGUAUUAUGAUUUAAUUAAAAAUGAGAUUAGUAAACAUUUUUAUUAUUCUCCAUUUCAUAAUGUUCUUUCUGUUGAUAUUGAUGAUAGAGGAAAAUAUUUUAUAACUGGUUCAGAUGAUUUUAAAUUAAGAUUAUAUGAAUUCAAAAGUUGCACUUGUCUAUACAUAGGAACAGCUCAUAAUAAUGUUAUAAACAAAUGCUUAUUUACAUUUGAUAAUCAAUACAUAGUUUCAGUGUCAAAGGAUGAAAGUAUAAUUUACUGGAAAGUACCUCAUGAAAUAAAGGAAAUAGAAUAG
Messenger RNA from Plasmodium relictum, 2085 nucleotides. Its product is annotated as conserved Plasmodium protein, unknown function. Bases 1 to 2085 code for a protein of 694 amino acids. The record is from RefSeq and is a predicted model, not a curated record. Gene Ontology annotation, biological process: cilium assembly. The transcript has 8 exons. NCBI's taxonomy places the organism in Eukaryota, Apicomplexa, Aconoidasida, Haemosporida, Plasmodiidae. Gene Ontology annotation, molecular function: protein binding.